AUGUCACUCUCUAUUCCUGAACAAAUUCCUAACGUCAAUAUCGGAAAGGAUUCUAAUCUAGAAGACAUAACCUUGAAUACCCCUAAAAGAUCAAAUACCGUUACUCUUAGAAAUUACCCGAAACCAAUACCGCAUCAUAAUAUCAAUCCCAACAAUAAUAAUGCUUACAUACCUUCACCCCUCAAGAGUCAGCUCUCUAGAUCCCGCUCUGUCCAAUCCAAUACCUCAACUGGUUCUUCGUCUUCAUUGUCGAAUCCUGAUAAUUCACAAUAUAUUGUACACGUCAAUAAAACUCCAAAUAAUUUAACUCCUUCUCAAAGAUUAAAAUUAAGAAAAGAUCAAUUAAAUGAUUCAAUUGCAAAAUUUAAACAUCCUGCUCCAAUCAGAAAAUCAGAAUUACAAUAUUGUAAAGAAGAUAAUGAUGACGAUGAAAUUGACGAAGAAGAAAUUGAUGAAGAUAUGUCAUUUGCAUUUUUCAAUGUUCCAAUUUCGCAACCAUUAACUUCUUUAGCAAAUAAAGAAAAAUUCACUUUUGCUAAUAAUGAUCGUAAAUUUUCUUUCACAACUGCUACUGAAUCUACUCGUACCUCUUCAAUACUAAGUCAUGAUAGUUUUGUCGAUACUGAAUCUAGUUGUGAUCAUGAAAUAAUGACAAUGAAUGAUAAGGAUAAAGUUUACCAAAAUACUAAUUCCAUUCAUUCUACUUCUUCCUUUUUAAGCCAACAGGACAUAAAUGAAUUAAGAUUGUCUCAAGAUGCUCUAGAAUUAACUCUUUUAUUCAAUCAAACUGAAUCAAUUCAAAUUAAUGAAGAAUCAAGACAAAAAAGAAAAUUACUAUCAAGUUUUAAAAAAUUAAACCAAUCGGUCCCUCCUUCUCCUCAUGCCGAAUCAUUUCUGUCAUUAGUGAGUAAUUCUAACCAAUUACCUCAACAACCUCCACCUCCCGUACCAGUUGCAUCAUUUUCCAAUCAAAAAUCCCUCAAGUCUACUCGCUCGGUAAACGAUUUAAAGUCUCCUAACAACAAGCCUAUGCGUUUGUCUUUAAAAUCAAGCUCAAAUCCUUCAUUACCAUUAACAACUAAAUCUCUUCCUAAAAGUCAACCUCAAUCACCUUCUCAGUAUACUUCAUUUACAAGACCUACUUGGUUACCUCCUAAAUCUAGUAAAGACAAAAUGAAACAUCAACGUGAAUCAGAAACACUUUUAAAUCAUGCUAUAGUAUCUGAGAAUAAACGCCAGAUGCAAAUUAGUUCUAAUCUCAAUAAAUUGAAUAAAUUGAAACAAAUAGAUUUAUUCAAAUGGGAAAAUGAAAUAUUACCGAAUGGUUCAACCAUUAAAACGAAAGAUUAUAGAAAUCAAAUUAAAACAAAAGCCGUUAAAGAUAUGUAUUGGCGUGGUUUACCCCCAUCUUUAAGAUCAAGAAUUUGGUGGCAGCAAAUUGGAAACUCAAUAAAUUUAACUCCAUCAAUUGCCAAAAAUUAUUGGGAAAAAUAUAACAUGUUUAAAUCUCAGGUCAAUUCAUUUAAUCAGUUAUUAAUUGACCAUAACUUGGAAGACUCGGAUUUAUCAACAAUUUCGUCCUUACCAAGUGAGAUUAAUAAUUAUAUCAAUUCUAAUCCUUCAAUUAUUGAGUUCACUCAAUUGCAUCAAAAAGUAGUUAACGAUUUAUUUGAUACCUUCCCAGAUGUGAAUUUUUUCCAAAAUUCUGAUGUUAUGGAAUUACUCGAACAAACAAUUGUGAGCUUCGUUAUUUAUAUGAGUGAAACAAUUAAUAAAGUCAAUUUUACCAAAACUAAUAAAAUUAUCACCAAUUACUAUUUUACCGGUUUGAACAAUUUGGCUGCUUUAUUAUAUUAUAAUUAUCGUGAUGUAUACAUGUCAUUCACUAGUUUAUGUAACAUGUUUACUCAUAACCAACUAAUGAAUAUCCUCAUAACACAUCAAAUGGAAUCAAUUGAGUUAAACAAAACCAUUCUAUGUGAUUUGUUUGGAGACUUGUUCAUGAAUAAAUUCGAAGCGGUUUUUCAAAAAAGAUUAAAUAGAUUAUCGUGUCAUUUCAAAAUUAUCGGAUUAUCAUCAGUUGAAUAUUUACCGAAUUUAUUGGUAAGUUUAUUUGCUAAUUUAUUCAAUUUCGAAUUGAGCAGUCAUAUAUUUGAUGUUUGGGUAUUUGAAAGUGAUGAAUUUUUGAUUAAAGUACUUUUAGGAUUAUUGAGUAAAAUUUCUCAUAAAUUGUUUGGGACUAAACAAGAGAUAAUUGACUUAUUGGGAGAACAGAAUAGGAAAAUACACAACAAAGAUAAAGAUGUCUACAAAUAUAUAAAUGUUGGUUACGAUUAUGAAUUUAUGGACUUAGUUAGAAACUGCUAA
Hyphopichia burtonii NRRL Y-1933 is the source of this 2367-nucleotide messenger RNA. RefSeq lists its product as uncharacterized. The record is from RefSeq and is a predicted model, not a curated record. Lineage: Eukaryota; Fungi; Ascomycota; Pichiomycetes; Serinales; Debaryomycetaceae. The transcript has a single exon. The coding region runs from base 1 to 2367 and encodes 788 amino acids.